AUGGGCAGCAAUGCCUGCGGAGAACAUGGGACACCCACACCCAUCAAUUCUGUGUUAACUUCAAAUAUGUAUUUUUCAACCACAGAAGAAAGUGAGUCCUGCUUUGUCCAACCAAAACCACGUACACUGGGAAGAGAAUCUACUUUAUAUGGCAAGGUACAAAACGAAAGCCUUCCUCAACUAGAGAAGCUCAAGAUUUCAGCCGUGUCUACAGCUAAUGGUGUUAAAUCCCUCCAUGAACAGCCCCUGGCAAAGGAUGCUGCAGACCCACCAGGAUCCACAGAGGAAACUCAGCCUCUUAAGGGACUGAAGGAGUCUGGGUCACCUCAGCCAGGUGGCAAAGAUGAUACUCCAGGAGGAGGAGAAAAGAAGGACGUGGAAGCAGGGACAGAGGCUCAGCCUUUUAAAGGAAACGCUGAGACCGAAGCUUUAGGAGCAGAAGCCAAGAGUCAACCUUUGAGGACAGUGGGAGAGAGGGACUCUCCUGGAGCAGUGGAAGGUCCUGAGAAUCCACAAGCUGCCGGAGAGAUGACACCCCUAGGAACAGCUGAGAAAAUUCCACCUCUGGAAGCAGCUAGAGAGCUGCAAUCUCAAGAAGCUAUGGGGACGGAUGAACAGUCCCAUCUCCCAGAAACAGUUCCCAAGGAGACGGAAUCUCCAGAAAUAUUGGAAGGAAGUCAGCUUGUGGAAACAGCUGAAAAGCAGCAACUUCAAGAAACACUGGGAGAAGAUGACCGGUCCCAACUUCUAGAGAUGAUUCCCAGAGAGAAUGGAACACCAGAAGUAUCAGACAGAAGCCAGCUUAUGGAAACAGCUGUCAAGGAUGAUUCGCUCCAUAAAACUCCUGAAGGUCCAGGAAACAUGGAGCAGAUCCAACCUGAAAGAAUAGUUGGAAACAUGGAACAUCCAGCAGGAANUCUAGAGACGGGGGCAAAUGUGGAAACGGUCAGGAAUAUUCAUGCUAACGAAGAGGACCAACACGUCGAAGGUGAAACAGGAGAAAAGCUUGAAACAGAGAUGGAGAAUGAAAAAGUAAGUGAAGGGGCUGAAACAAAAGAAGAAGAAACAGGAGAAGCUGUGGGUCUUUCAGAAGCCCCGUAUAUAGGUAUGGUGAUGGAAGGGUGA
This is a messenger RNA of Lipotes vexillifer (Yangtze River dolphin), 1125 nucleotides long. It is a transcript of the gene ERICH5, whose product is annotated as glutamate rich 5. The coding region runs from base 1 to 1125 and encodes 374 amino acids. Lineage: Eukaryota; Metazoa; Chordata; Mammalia; Artiodactyla; Lipotidae. The transcript has 4 exons. The record is from RefSeq and is a predicted model, not a curated record.